This is a messenger RNA of Chelmon rostratus (copperband butterflyfish), 526 nucleotides long. RefSeq names its product cytochrome c oxidase subunit 7A2, mitochondrial. The record is from RefSeq and is a predicted model, not a curated record. Lineage: Eukaryota; Metazoa; Chordata; Actinopteri; Chaetodontiformes; Chaetodontidae. Gene Ontology annotation, biological process: mitochondrial respirasome assembly; regulation of oxidative phosphorylation; mitochondrial electron transport, cytochrome c to oxygen. The transcript is spliced from 4 exons. The coding region runs from base 69 to 320 and encodes 83 amino acids.
GAAGACGAAAACGGAAGCGUUUCUCGGUGUCCUUGUCCGACAGUGGCGACUCAAGACGUGUAGUGAAGAUGUACAGACAUAUAUUUGCGCUCCAGCAGGUGGCGCGGCGGACCAUCUCCAGCUCUGCCCGCCGGCAGGUCGAAAACAAAGUCCCACAGAAACAGAAGUUGUUUCAGGAGGAUAAUGAUAUGCCGAUUCAUCUAAAAGGAGGCACAUCUGAUGCUCUGUUGUACAGAACAACGAUGGUCCUCACUGUCCUGGGAACUGGGUAUGUUGUGUAUGAAGUGGUGAAGGCAGCGUUCCCUCAGAAGAAAGAAUAACUCAGCCUCUGCAGCUGUUUACCUUCCUUUAAAAAACCUGCCAGCAGCUCUUUAGUGUGUAAAAAGAUGAUAAUCUGCUGUGUGUACUGGGCUGCGGGUUUCCUGUCAUGGUGUGAUGCUGUUUAAUGUUCAUGGGAUCAAUAUUUAUUUCUUGUACUGUCUCUGAUGACUUGAGGAUCAAUAAAACAUUCUUCUCAUGACCAAAA